Molecule: messenger RNA, 979 nt
Organism: Hermetia illucens (black soldier fly)
Lineage: Eukaryota; Metazoa; Arthropoda; Insecta; Diptera; Stratiomyidae
Exons: 3
Coding region: 153-908 (251 amino acids)
Cellular component (GO): extracellular region
Molecular function (GO): chitin binding
Source: RefSeq, a predicted model, not a curated record
UUAAUUACAUGAGCGAGAUGUUUAUAUGAAUAUGAAGAUAAAGGAGGGAGGAGCCGAAAUUCAAUUGUUUAUAUAAAGGGGUUGUGAGACCAGUUUAGGUGCUCAGUAGUUUCUAGUUAAGGCUAGCUGUUGCCAAAAAGUGAAUAUUAAAGAUGAGGUUUGCUGUUCACUAUCUUCUGGUCCUGCUCUUAUUGACCGGAUAUCAGAUUAUACCGGCUAAUUCCAUGAAAGCGGGUGACAAAUGUAUAACGAAUGGAGCUGUUGCAGUUAAUCCGGAUAAUAAGACUCAAUACUUUUUCUGCAUGGAUAAGAUCAUUUAUUUGGGAAAUUGCGUAGAUGGAAGAAUUUUUGACGAGCGUAUCUACCAAUGCGUCUACCCAUCUUCCAUUACUGGCGCCGAAGAGAAGAUCGAUUGUUUUGGCCGAGACUACCAGAAAUUUGUGGAUCCUGAAGAUGACUCCAUUUACUACUUGUGUGUCUAUAACCAAGCCAACCUUAUGAGAUGUGCAACUGGCUCCUAUUUCAACACCGACUUGGGAAAAUGCUUGUCACGACCGAAUAGCCUUUGCGCAUCAGGAGCCAACGAUAUUCUCCCUGACCCGAGUGGAAAUUGCCGUAAGUUUCUGUUCUGCAUGGAGGGGGAGGCCCACACUCAAACCUGCCCCCAUGGAAAAUACUUUCACCCAGAAACAAUGAUGUGUGAGGAAGGAACUGUGGCUGGUUGUAGCGCAUUAACAGGAAAGUGUAGUGAAAUGGGAAGGACUCAAUCGAUACAGCGUGAUUGCCAUGUUUUCAAUUACUGUGAUGGUCGUACCUGGCUAACUUUGAUCUGUCCAAUGAAUUAUUACUUCAAUCCAACUGGCUUAUAUUGUGAAAAGACACUACCUGCGGCGUGUAAGGCAAAUUAAUUCGUCCUUGUGUAUUUUAAUUAAACCAAAAAGCUGAUGAUAAUAAAAUUCGACCCACUUCAUGGGAACAU